Molecule: messenger RNA, 1967 nt
Organism: Vollenhovia emeryi
Lineage: Eukaryota; Metazoa; Arthropoda; Insecta; Hymenoptera; Formicidae
Gene: Scgbeta
Exons: 4
Coding region: 388-1389 (333 amino acids)
Biological process (GO): muscle organ development
Cellular component (GO): sarcolemma; sarcoglycan complex
Source: RefSeq, a predicted model, not a curated record
GAAAAAUUAGCCAUCGGAAACACUAUUUAAUUGGUUUAUCCGACGGAAAUGUUUCUCAGUGUGCGUCCCGUGGACUUAUGUGACUAUUUGCCUGCGACUUUCAAUGUCGCUCCAUUUCUCGCGUGGUCAAAAAGAAGCGCGAAUGUACAAACUCCCCGAGGCGGAUGCGCGCGGGUAGGUAGAAUUCCUGAGGACACUCGGCAUUGAUCCCUGGACGCGCAAGCGCCGACCGGUGUAUCUUCACCUACUUCCAUCGCUCCCGGUCGUCGGAGAAUCCGCGAAAGUCCGUAACGUAACGCGGUCGUCUAUUUUCGUUUAUCCGAAGAGGCGGCGGCCUCACCGCGACGUUGCUGGUCCCAGCCGAGCAGGUAGACGGUAGAACGUUCGAUGUCGGCUCUUCUAGAUGUAUGUGGAAAUGACACCGGUUCGCCAUCGAUAUCGAAGGCAGAUGAUAAUCUAUCCAACAGCGACGGGCCCCUGAUCAAGGGCAUCAUUCGCCAAAAUAGUUGCGGCAGCAUGCAUGCGAGGACAAUCGCCUCCUCGCACGGCAUGUCGUCGAUGGGCGAAAAAUCCAUAAAGAAACGUUACUGUCUCUGGGCGUUGACUUUGGUCCUGGCGAUAAUCGGCCUCUGCAAUCUUUUCCUAAACAUCACUGUCAUCGCUGUUUUGCGUAUAAGUCAGGGAAUGGAAGCUAUGGAAGUAAUCCCGGACGAAAACCUCGUCAAAUUCUACGGAAGAACAGAUUUGGACAAAAUAUCCCUGCAGUCGGGCGUCUGCCAGAGUUACGGCGACGAGCCGAUGGAGAUAUCCGGCGACGAGGCUGGGGUGCACGUCGAUGUAAAGAGGCAUCCGCACUCGAAGCUGGGUGUCCUACCGAACGGUACCACCAUGUCGCAAGUAGAGUCGUUCGAGGUGAAGGACCCGCGUACCGGCGCGACCUACUUCACCACGGACUUCCCGAACUUCGGUCUGCCGAGCGGCGUCAAGACGAUCGACGUGAGGAUCGCGGAGACCCAUCGGAUUACGUCGCCGGUCAACGAGAGCUUGGAGAUCAAGUCCAACAACGAGGUCUCGUUGCACGGCGCGGAAGGCGUGCGCAUAGAGAGCAAGAAUAUCGUGUGGAGCGCCGAUCGCGACAUCUUCUUGAAAAGCGUCAACGGCAGCGUCGUGCUGGAUGCCAAGGACGGCGUUUCCAUCGACGUGGAGACUCUCCCGGUGGCGCCGAUGUUCCUGCAGAGUCCAACCACGAGCCACGAGCAGUACAAGGUCUGCGUGUGCAUGCCGCAGGGCAAGCUCUUCAAGGUGCCGGUCCGCCCGGGCACCAGUUCCCGUAUGGUUAAUUGCGCGCGGGUCGCCAGAACCCCGGAGAACGAUCCUUGCCUACACUAGGUUCUAAAUGAGGACUGACAUUUUCUACCACGUUUCGUUACACGCUUGUGACAUGCAUAUCACUGCCAAACUGCAAAUACAUACGAAAUAUGUACAAGCACAUAGUUCAUAUGUGUACAUGAUACCGUGGGAUCGGUGGAUGUGGAACGGAAUUUUUCCAAGUAUAUAAAAAACACUGAUCUCCCAACAUAUUUACAUGUCGCAAUACAGUUAUCAACCAAAUGUUUAAGGAAAUCAGAUACAUUUUUCGAUAAAAGGAAAUUUACACAGGACUAAUCUCCGGAGAUCAAAUCUCUCCAUGGAAUUUAUACAAUCGAUGUUGAAAGUGUAGAUGCUUAAAGUGCUGUAUAUGCGGAAGAUACUUAGAAGAGUAAAAUAAGUUACUUAAUCGAGUAGAAUGCACAUUAAUCUAUAUUUUUACUUUACGCCGAGUCUCACAUGUCGGGGACGCACUUGUGUCGUCAAAUUGUCCGAGAUACAAAUAUCAACUGCAUUUAAAAGUAUAAUUUCGUCAAUGGAAUUACCUUGUCAUGAGAUGUAUGUGUGCAAAAUGUGUUAUAAAUAUACGUUUGUAAGAC